AUGUCUUCCGCCGCGUCUCCCCGAUUCUGGGCUGGGCCCCUUCGAUACUGCCGUUGGGCAUCCCGCGAGAAGCCCGCCUACUUCUGGUCCGUCGUCCUCGGCGCCCUCGGUCCUGUCCAGCUGGCCCUUGUGCCUCCCAUCAGAAACUACCUCGGCGACUACAAUGCGCCACCCAUUCCCGUCACAUACCCUGUUCCUGCCGGACCCAGGAAGCAGCUGACAGGUUAUGACGACGAAUGA
This is a messenger RNA of Colletotrichum spaethianum, 240 nucleotides long. Its product is annotated as NADH-ubiquinone oxidoreductase 9. subunit. Lineage: Eukaryota; Fungi; Ascomycota; Sordariomycetes; Glomerellales; Glomerellaceae. The transcript is spliced from 2 exons. The coding region runs from base 1 to 240 and encodes 79 amino acids. The record is from RefSeq and is a predicted model, not a curated record.